Molecule: messenger RNA, 3362 nt
Organism: Cyprinus carpio (common carp)
Lineage: Eukaryota; Metazoa; Chordata; Actinopteri; Cypriniformes; Cyprinidae
Product: ubiquitin carboxyl-terminal hydrolase 4-like
Biological process (GO): protein deubiquitination
Molecular function (GO): cysteine-type deubiquitinase activity
Source: RefSeq, a predicted model, not a curated record
AGUUGAAUUCGGCAGCCAAGUAUGCACGCUCCCUCUCGCGCGGCGCGUCCUCGGUAUACUUGAGCGCGCUCGCGGCCGCUGCGGGUUCACUAGUUGCACGAUGGCGGAGGGAGGCGGACCCGAGUCGGGUAACGCUUCGGACCCCGACGAGAAGCCGGUGAUCGCACAGAAACCAGUACCGUCCACCGAGAGUCAAAAGCAGAGCAUCGGCACACUGUUAAAAACGCCACUUCGAAAGGGAGACGAGUGGUAUUUGAUUGACAGCCGGUGGUUCAAACAGUGGAAGAAGUAUGUGGGCUUUGACAGCUGGGAUUUGUACAAUGUUGGAGAGCACAAUCUGUACCCGGGACCCAUUGACAACUCUGGACUCUUUUCAGAUCACGAGUCUCAGACGUUGAAAGAGCAUCUCAUAGAUGAGUUAGACUAUGUUUUAGUGCCUACAGAGGCCUGGAAUAAGCUGGUCAGCUGGUAUGGCUGUCUGGAGGGGCAGAAACCCAUCAUCAGAAAGGUUGUUGAACAUGGAAUGUUUGUGAAGCACUGUAAAGUGGAAGUGUAUUUGCUUGAGUUGAACCUGUGCGAAAAUGACAACAUGGACAAAAUUGUCACUCGCCAUUUCAGCAAAGCAGACACUAUAGAUACUAUUGGAAAGGAGAUGAGGACUUUAUUUGAUAUCCCAUCUGAAAAGGAAAUUCGACUUUGGAAUAAAUAUAUGAGUAACACUUAUGAACAACUUAACAAGCUUGACAGCACCGUACAGGAUGCAGGGCUUUUUCAGGGCCAGGUUCUUGUUAUAGAGAAGAAGAAUGAGGAUGGCACAUGGCCCAGACAGACCUGCCAUUCAAAGUCCAGUACUUCCACCUCUCGGAAUUAUACAACCUCCCCAAAACUCUCUUCAAACUCAUCUGCCACCAUAUCCUCCACAAUAACAAAUGGGGAUAGCAAUAGCAACUCUGGCUACAUGUUGAACAACAGUACUUCUGGUAACAGACUGGGAAGUUACAACUCCUACAGCUCCUCCUACAGUUACAGAGAAUCUGCCGCUCAGCCAGGUCUCUGCGGUCUGAGCAACCUGGGCAACACCUGCUUCAUGAACUCUGCCCUCCAGUGCCUGAGCAACACACCCCCUCUAACAGAGUAUUUCUUGGAGGACCGGUACGAAGCUGAGAUCAACCGGGAAAAUCCAUUAGGCAUGCGAGGGGAGAUUGCAGAGGCAUAUGCGGAUCUGGUCAAACAGAUGUGGCUUAGUCGGAGCAGUUAUGUGGCUCCACGCACUUUUAAAACCCAAGUGGGUCGGUUUGCCCCGCAGUUCUCAGGGUACCAGCAACAAGAUUCUCAGGAGCUGCUGGCCUUUCUGCUGGAUGGCUUACAUGAGGACCUUAACCGUGUUAAGAAGAAGCCUUAUCUGGCCCUGAGAGAUGCUGAGGGGCGGCCUGAUGAGAUUGUAGCCAAGGAAGCAUGGGCGAAUCACCGGUUGCGGAACGAUUCUAUAAUUGUGGACAUCUUCCAUGGCUUGUUUAAAUCUACGCUGGUUUGCCCAGAAUGCUCCAAAGUUUCUGUUACCUUUGACCCCUUCUGCUACCUCACACUGCCCCUGCCCAUGAAAAAGGAUCGCACUAUGGAGGUGUUCCUGGUCCGCACUGACCCGCAGUUUAGACCCAUGCAAUAUCGUGUAGUUGUUCCCAAAAUGGGUGUAGUGGCAGACCUGUGCAGCGCUUUGGCCAAGCUAUCUGGAGUUCCUUCAGAGAAUAUGGUUGUGGCAGAUGUUUACAAUCACAGAUUCCACAAAAUCUACAAACGGGAUGACGGUCUCAAUCACAUCAUGGAGAAGGAUGACAUUUUUGUAUAUGAGGUGUUUGAGGAAGAUAGUGAGAAGAUGAACCUGCCAGUGUACUUCAGAGAGAGGCAUGCUAAGCACAGCGGAGGCUCUUCGGGCACGAUGCUCUUCGGCCAGCCUCUCCUCAUCACCGUCCCGCGUCAAAACCUUACCGUAGAUACCCUUUAUGAGCGUGUGCUGGAGAGGAUCGGGCGUUACGUUAAACGUUCACAGGGUACCAUUACAGACAGUAGAGCUUCUGCCUCGGCCACAUCCUCUAGCAGCAGCCAAUCACCAGAAUGCCUAGCUUCAGUGUCCAAUCACAGCACAGGCCUGAGUGCCUGCAGCAGCCCAGUUUCAGAUGGAGCUUCCUGCAGCGCUGGAUCCAACGGCAGCAACCACUCUGGAACCUGCAAUGGCCCCAAUGGAGUUUGUGAUGGUGAUGAGGAAGCCAUGGAUCACCAGGAGAGUCCAGAACCAGAGAACAGUCAUUCAGACACUGUGGAUGGAGAGGAGGAUUCAGAACCAGAGAAUGGGCCCAAUAGCAGCGGUGGAAAAUCUUUUACUUCUCGACCAAAACUCUUUUCUUUCAGCAUGGUCAACUCCUACGGCACAGCCAACAUUAGUUCUCUCCCAUUUGAUGGCAAUCUCCUAAAGCUCACAACUCACUCUACAGUAGCCAUUGAUUGGGAUUCAGACACAAAGAAAUUGUGCUAUGAUGACCAGGAGGCUGAGGCCUAUGACAAACAUGACAGCAUGCUACAUGCUCAGAAGAAGAAGACUACAGUAGCUUUAAGAGAAUGCAUCGAGCUCUUUACUACAAUGGAGACCCUGGGAGAACACGACCCCUGGUACUGCCCCACGUGUAAGAAACACCAGCAGGCCACAAAGAAGUUUGACCUGUGGUCUCUCCCACGCAUUUUGGUCGUGCAUCUGAAGCGCUUCUCUUACAACCGCUGCUGGAGAGACAAGCUCGACACUGUUGUAGACUUUCCAAUAAGGGACUUGAACAUGUCAGAGUUUGUUUGUGACCCCAAAGCUGACCCAUACGUCUAUGACCUCAUUGCUGUUUCCAACCACUAUGGAGGAAUGGGUGGAGGCCACUACACAGCAUACGGCAAGAACAAGGUGGAUGGAAAAUGGUAUUACUUUGACGACAGCAGUGUGUCGUCUGCAACUGAGGAUCAGAUUGUGACUAAAGCAGCCUAUGUGCUAUUUUACCAACGCAGAGAUGCGGACACGCCGUCCAAAUCUACCCCCGCUGCAUCAGUAGGCGGAGCUCCAGAGACCCUGGAUGACCACAUGGACACCAACUGAGUUUCUUUUAGUCUUUCAAGGACUGGCACUGAAACAAAAACUACAUAAAGAUGAAAUCAUCAAUGCAUCGACGCACAUCCCUGGCUACUUCAGUGACUAUUAAAGGCUCACAAACAGGCCCUUUGUUUUUAGCUUUAUUUUAUUUUUUUUCUUUCUUUCACACAUGCAUCUUUAUCAAGAGCCAAAAAAGAAUAUUAAUAAUAAAUAAAGAGAAUUUUAGUUUGAAGCGUGA